This is a messenger RNA of Conger conger (European conger), 4756 nucleotides long. RefSeq names its product transforming growth factor, beta 2 (gene tgfb2). Bases 1022 to 2257 code for a protein of 411 amino acids. Gene Ontology annotation, molecular function: cytokine activity; type II transforming growth factor beta receptor binding; growth factor activity. Gene Ontology annotation, cellular component: extracellular region. The record is from RefSeq and is a predicted model, not a curated record. The transcript has 7 exons. Lineage: Eukaryota; Metazoa; Chordata; Actinopteri; Anguilliformes; Congridae. Gene Ontology annotation, biological process: regulation of cell population proliferation; transforming growth factor beta receptor signaling pathway; SMAD protein signal transduction.
AGCACGUGGUGAAGAAGUCCUUUAUAAACCUCUUCUCUUUGGUGAUGCUAUCUCCUGGCCAGCGCUUGCUUAGAGGGACAGAAGAUCAGAUAUUUGUUUUCAUCGGAAGGGGAUGGAGAAACGCUUAAAUAGUCUGAUCGAGUAGGCUACGAAGAGAGACGAAAAAUUCUCAUGUGUUCCGGUAUAUUAUUUCUUUAGGAUACGACUAGGCAUUGCCUCCUGUGCUAUAGUCGAUGAACUUUGAAUUUUUCAUUUUCAACACGUUAGUGUCCGGCGUUAGUUUGACAGGCAGAGUGGUGUUGGGAUAGGGUUGGUGCGAUCAGAGUAGCUAUGCAAGUCUUAACUGCAGAGCGCAACAGGCAGACUCGCCGAAGUUAGAAAAACCUUUCAGUUCGCUGAUGUGGUGAAGGUGAGCGCGAACCCUCAGGCAACGAUUCAGAGCUAUUAAACUGCGGAUUGCCGAACAGCUCGCAUUUGUGUGGCUUUCAGGCUUUACAGAGUUUUGUUGGAAUUCAGAGCCAGUAUUUCGAGAUUCUGCGUUUGCUACUUUUUACCUUGAAUUUUGUAUGCCUUUGACUAUUAAUGUGAAGCGUGCUUAUUAGACUAGCUAUAAACGCAGUGGGUGUCUGGAAUGUAGAUCAAAUCUGGUCUGUCUGUUCUGCUUGGAUAACGGAUUUUGCAGCUCGCGUUAAUUUAUUUCAGGUUGGCUAUGUGAACGUAUUUUCAAGUAUUGCCUAACUCAAAAUUGACGUUGUAAAACUGAACGGGCAAGUAGCUACUAGACUCGAAUAGACUAGCAUUGAAAAAUAAUUACUUAGCCUUUCCAAAUAUAAAUAGGUCUAUAUUCAAUCUACAGUUAUAGCCAAAUUAUCGAAAAUAACAUUUGUUGUACAACACUGAUUUGCAGAAAUGCAUGUGUUAAUAUUAUUUAACUAGCAUAUCCUACGCCAUAUGUUCAAACUAUUAACUGCUUCUGCCGAGUAGUAAUUCAAAUCCCAUAGUUUCGGAAUUUAUUUUAAAGAUGAAUUUAUACUUUUUGAGCCUCUUCCUGACCUUGGACUUGGCGACAGUGGCUUCGGGUCUGUCUACAUGCAGCACAUUAAACAUGGACCAGUUUAUGAAGAAGCGCAUCGAAGCUAUCCGUGGGCAGAUCCUGAGCAAACUUAAGCUUACCAACCCCCCGGAACACUUUACCGAGCGUGAGGACGUGUCGCGGGAGAUCAUCGCGAUCUACAACAGCACGCGCGACCUGCUGCAAGAGAAAGCAAACGAACGAGCGGCGACAUGUGAGCGACAGCAGAGCGAAGAGGAGUACUAUGCCAAGGAGGUGCACCGAAUCGACAUGCAGCCAUUUCACCCCUCCGAAAAUGUAAUCUCCCCGACGCACUACAACCCCUACUUCAGACGGCUCACCUUCGACGUGUCACCCAUGGAGAAGAACGCUUCCAACCUGGUGAAGGCGGAGCUGCGCGUCUUCCGCCUGCAGAACUCUGAAGCCCGCGUCUCUGAACAGCGCAUCGAGCUCUACCAGAUUCUGAGUCACAAAGACCUGGCCUCUCCAACGCAACGCUACAUCGACAGCAAGGUGGUGCGCACUCACACAGAGGGCGAGUGGCUGUCCUUUGACGUGACAGAGGCUGUCAGCGAAUGGCUGCUCCACAGAGACAGAAACAACGGAUUCAAGAUCAGCUUGCACUGCCCCUGCUGCACUUUCGUCCCAUCAAAUAACUAUAUCAUACCCAACAAGAGCGAAGUGCUGGAGGCCAAGUUUGCAGGUAUAGACGAUGGCUUCGUGAAUGGCGGAGACGUGAAGCUGUCUAAGAAGCGUCGGCCGACUGGGCAGAACCCCCACCUGCUGCUAAUGCUGCUGCCCUCCUACCGCCUGGAGUCAGAGCACAAGAGCCACCGCCAGAAACGCGCCCUGGACUCCGCCUUCUGCUCCAGGAACAUGCAGGAGUCCUGCUGCUUGCGCUCCCUCUACAUCGACUUCCGCAAGGACCUGGGCUGGCGCUGGAUCCACGAGCCCAGAGGUUACCAAGCCAACUUCUGCGCGGGAGCCUGUCCCUACCUGUGGAGUGCCGACACACAGCACAGCAAGGUUCUGGGUCUGUAUAACACCAUUAACCCUGAGGCCUCAGCCUCCCCCUGCUGUGUGUCCCAGGACCUGGAGCCCCUCACCAUCCUCUACUACAUUGGCAAGAGCCCAAAAAUUGAGCAGCUCUCCAACAUGAUCGUCAAGUCCUGCAAGUGCAGCUAAGACCAAACAUAACACAGACACACACACACACACACACAAACCCAUAAGCAUGACCUCUCAGUCCCAAAUUUACGCACACAUACAUAAGCACAAUCUCUCUCUCGCUCUUUAACACUCCCUGUCACAGACACACUCUCUCAGACACACACACAUGCGCAUACACAUACACACAAGCAGUUUGAUCUUUGUUUGUCCCUCACACACACACAUGCCCACACCUGUUUCUGUCAUGAACACGCGCACCCACACACUUACAUACAUAACCUAAGCAUGAUACUCUUUAUCCCACUCACAUAUACACCACACACACAUGCCCACAUCUGUUUCUGUCAUGAACACGCACACCCACACACUUACAUACAUAACCUAAGCAUGAUACUCUCUAUCCCAGACAUUGACACACAAGCAUGAUGUGUCUCUAUUCCAUACACACACACACUUCCACACACGCAUACACACAUGCACACACACACUGACUCACACACUUCCACUCACACACACACAUACACACACUUACACACACACACACACAUACACACACACACUCACACUUACACAAACACACACACAUACACACUCACACACGUACACACACACACACACUGUGGAGGUGGCUGUGAAAAGGCUCUGUUGGCACCCCUCACCUCACACACUCAUCGCGCCACAAGAGAAGUUUGGAAAACACUGGAAGAGUAUAAUAAUAUAAGAAAAAUAAGUAUGAAUAUGUGAAAUCAGGAGAUGGAGGAUGGUCCCCUGGUCUCAAUGUCCAAAUCAAGCCAGUUCUUCUGGUACUGUUGUCUUGCAUCUUUGAAACUUUUAUAAUUUUACAUGUUUUUUUAAAUACUUGUGAUAUUAUUUAAAACGUGUGGCUUGCACUGGCAGCAGAGGGCUGUGUGUUUACAGCCUGCUCCAUGAUAAUAACUCUUAUAAAAGUCACUGCAAAGAGGAACAGAGAGUCAAGAAACUGACAAACAGAUGCAGAGACACAUCAUGAGCUAAAAAAGACAUACACACAGAUUGAAAGAAACAGAUAGAGAUAUUGUCUUCAAGGCUGUGCUGUACUCUAUGUCUGCUGUCUAAGGGACUGGGUCUGUGUGACUGCUAAUCUGACUUAGACUUUUAUGUGCAGCGGGAAUGAGUUUCCCUGUUUGCUCUCUACAAGUAAAAUAUUAGUUGUGUAGUUUUGUUCUGGACUUGUCUAUUAUAAACAUCAAGAAUCCAGUCAGACAUAUCCAGUCACACCCAGACUAAGUUAGAGACACCUGGCCCAACCUUGGUGUCUCUCAACCAUGGUCACAUCCAGACAUGGUCCGCAGCACCAGACCACGUGAAGACUUAGUGAGACUCACUCAGUCAGGCACUCCCAUUUAGGCCGAGACUGAGUCAGAAACAGUCAGUCAGGAUUAGACUUUGUGAGAAACAGUCAGUCAGGACUACACUUGAUUAGACCCACUCAGUUAGGAUUAGACUCAAUCAGAAACAAUCAGUCAUGAUUAGAGUCAACUAGAAACACUCAGUCAUGACUAGAAUCAGUCAGAAACACUCAGUCAGGAUUAGACCCAGUCAGAAACACUCAGGCCCAGACUCGGUCAGAUAGCCAGGCCCAGACUUUACCAGUCCUGUCCAAAGACUGGCUGCGGGCCCAAAACCUGACAGUAGAAUUUAGCUCUAGUUUUUUGCAUGUUGGGUCAUUACACAACCUCCCAACGAUGGUUGAGCAGCCCAGUAAUGAGUUUCAGCCCUUCAUGAACACGCAGGGAAUAAGCGGAAACUAUAAAUAUUAAUGUAAAUAUGAAAAGGAUUUCCUGGUUCAACUUAGGUAUAUGCUACAGCUAAAUGUUUUUAUUGUGUUGUUUUGUUUUGUUUAUAUAUGCAAGCUCUAGAAACAUUGAGCAUGUGGUUAAUGUGCUAUGCCUGAAGGGGGUCUGGGCCAUUGUUCUAGAAGGCUCCUUCUUUAGCACACGAACAGGAUGCCAGUGUGCGUACUGCACAUGGACAGGUAGUGAUGUAAUGCACUUUGUGCAAAGAGUGUGAUGUUGCAGUGCAUAAAGCACAGGUACACAGGGCAGUGGAGUGAUGUGCGGACGGGUUGCCAGCAGGAAAGAGGUUUUCUACCCACACCUUUUGGAGCUCUGUUCUGGAUGGACAGCCCAGUGGACAGCCAUGUUAGGUCGCACACCUCUCCAUUGUUCAAAACCUUCAUUUAUCCGUGUUGUUUUUUUCUGAUGAGGAGUAAAAUAUUUUCAUCCCAAGAAUUGCACUGAUAGUACUUCCCCCCCCCCCUUUUUGUAUGUCAUUAUUUUAUCCCCCUCAUAGCUGUCUUUUUCCCUUAGUGCAGGAAGGGUGAUGGUGUGAACACAGAGGAGGGUAGCACCAGCGUGCUCAUGUCAUAGCUGCUGCUGAUGUUGUCAUUGUCCUUGUCAUUGUCGCGGAUGUCGACCCGUCAUGAUGAAAUGUAACGUUUUUUUUUGUUGCGGUGCUCUAGUGAUAAAUAAAUUA